Messenger RNA from Penicillium macrosclerotiorum, 867 nucleotides. RefSeq lists its product as uncharacterized. The coding region runs from base 1 to 867 and encodes 288 amino acids. The transcript is spliced from 3 exons. Lineage: Eukaryota; Fungi; Ascomycota; Eurotiomycetes; Eurotiales; Aspergillaceae. The record is from RefSeq and is a predicted model, not a curated record.
AUGUCAUCCUUGAGAUCGGAAUGGCUUUGGUCUCUUAUAGAGCCUAUAUUUAUGCUGAAGUCUGCCGUGUAUCACUAUCUGAAAACAUUACUUUUAGCGAUUGCAAAAGGUGAUCUGCCUCUCUCAGGCACGCAAUGGCAGAAAAUCAGGGGAACCGCAUUCUCUUCCCUCUGGCUGGAAUUUUCCGCCCCCAAGCCUCCUGGUGGGCCCCCUUCGCUAUCGGCCGGGCUACUCCCGCCCCUUUUAUCACAGGCCACUGGGGUGGUGUUGGAGGUCGGUCCUGGCAGUGGCAGUCAAAUGUCGUUACUCAAAUCCGACAUGAUCAACCGAGUGUACGGUGCGGAACCAUGCGAAGAGCUCCACUACAAGCUUCAGAUCCAAGUCGAUCACCAUCAAAUGCAGGAUAAAUACCACAUCCUGGCGGCAGGUGCAGACGCCAAUGCAUUGACUACUGAGCUGAUCCGAGGUGGAUUUAUUCAGUCGUGGAAACCUGGGGACACUGUAUUUGAUACCAUAAUUUGUGUUCGCACACUGUGCAGCAUGAAUGACGCAAACACGGCUGUUUUGGACUUAUACCGACUUCUCCACCCAGGAGGGAAGAUGUUGAUUUGUGAGCACGUCGCCAAUCCAUGGAAGACUGCCAAAGGGUCUCUGAUAUCCCGGCUCUUCCAGCAGAUAUAUAUGCUUUUGGGCUGGGCUUUUUUCAUUGGGGACUGCCGAAUGAAUCAAGAUACGGAGUCCAUAUUGACGAAAGCUGUAGAAAGCGAUGGUGGUUGGAAAGAAGUGAAUUUGGAGAUGGCGGCGUCUUACUCCACCUUUCCAUAUCUACACGGCAGUCUUGUCAAACAAGAAAAUCGAAUCUUCUGA